CGCCCACAGGGUGGAACCGCCAAGCUAGUAGCAUUUUCUAGCUUAGCAGCUGCGAUCAGCACCAGGUCAAAAUCAAAAUACAGCCUUUCGACGCAACUGGUUCUUUUUUGUUGUGAGCUUUACAACUACACCUGGUUAUGAUUGUUUAAGGUAACAAAAUAUACACGCUGGUCAGUCGGGUUUCAGUAUAACAAACCGUCAUGGAUGCAGUGAACGCUUUCAACAUGGAGUUAUUCUCCAUGAUUGACAUGAAGCCUCCAAUAUCACGUGCUAAAAUGAUGUCAGUAACAAAAUCAGCCAUCAAAGCUAUCAAGCUUUACAAACAUGUUGUCCAGAUUGUUGAAAAGUUCAUCAAGAAGUGCAAACCGGAAUUAAAAGUACCUGGUUUAUAUGUGGUUGACUCCAUUGUUCGGCAGUCACGCCAUCAGUUUGGUGUUGAGAAAGAUGUCUUUGGACCCAGAUUCUUGAAGAACUUCACAGAUACUUUCCAAAACCUUUUCCGCUGCCCAGAAGAUGAUAAGAAUAAAAUUGUCCGCGUCCUAAACUUGUGGCAGAAGAAUGGUGUGUUUGAUAUGGACAUCAUUCAACCACUAAUGGAUAUGGCCAACGGUGUCAUUGUACCUCCCUCUGCACUGGAAGUUCCUGCUGACUCCCAAAUAGAGACACAACCUCCUGUCAGUAAUGCCUCAGUUUUACCUGCAGUGCCUCAGCUGCCCAGUCCUGAUGCCUUAGCUGCUGUAGCACAGCUGUUUCAGUCCCCCCAUGGUCAGGAGCUGCAGAGAAUGCUCCAGAACUUCCAGCAGGCUGACAAGACCCUGGCUGCCACCAUUGCAAACAAUGCACCAAACCCACCCCAGAUGCCAGUGGCCCAGCUGAAUCCACGCAGUGUACAGGCUGAAAAGAAGAGCUCUUUAGCUGAGAAACUCCUUGACCGAUUUGAUUAUGAUGAUGAACCUGAGGAUGUAACAGCUCCAGAAGGAGAUGUUCAGGCACAAGGCAUUCCUGAAAGUGUGUUUAACCAGUUUCCUGGCCAGAUGCCCAGCAUAGAUCCUCACACAAUGGGACAAACUGGGGGUGUAAAGCACAGUGGAGGAAUGAGUCAUGGUGAACAUCAUAUGAUACCAGAUGGAUACCAUUCAGUAAAUGAAGCUUACACUCAAUUGCAGGGAAAUUCAAGAGAAGACUCAUCGAUGAGGCGGGAGGACAGACACAGAGGCUACGGCAAGAAGUCAAGAUCUGGUUCCAGAUCUCCCAGGAGAAGAAGAUCAAGAUCUUCAUCUCGCUCAAGGAGGUCAAGGCAUCGACGUUCUCGUUCCAGAGAACGGCGUUGGAGGUCUCGCUCCCGCUCUCAGGAUAGGAGUGAAAGAGAAAAAGACAGAGAACGCAGACAGAAAGGUCUUCCCAGCAUAAAGAGCCAGACAAUCAGUGUUUGCAGUACUACACUUUGGGUUGGACAGCUAGACAAGAAAACUCAGCAGUCUGACGUGAUGUCCCUUUUGGAAGAGUUUGGUCAGAUUGAGUCCAUCAACAUGAUUCCUCCAAGGGGUUGUGCCUAUAUCGUAAUGGUUCACAGACAAGAUGCCUAUACAGCCUUGAACAGACUCAGUAGGGGCUCAUACAAAGUCAAUCAGAAACCUGUUAAGAUUGCUUGGGCUUUGAACAAAGGUAUAAAAUCAGCGCACAAAAAGUUCUGGGAUGUAGAGCGGGGAGUUACCUACAUUCCCUGGAGCAAAGUCAAAGUUGAGGAGUUGGAGAGCUAUCGGGAAGGGGGUAUGCUGGAUACAGAGACACUAAAUCCAGAGUGGACUCCUGCCAAGGAUCGUAACAACCAGGCAGCUCUAAAUGGAGCGUUGGAAAGUUUACCAGAUGGGACCAUCGCUGCUCACGUUCAGAUGCCUCCAGUCCAACAGAGAGAACCACUGGGAAGUCCACCUGCUUUUCCUGCCCCCAUCAUGCUGUCCCCUACAUCUAUGCCUCCAGGAGGAGUUCCUUUCAUCCCCACUGAGUUUGAUCCUGUAAAGUUGGCAGCAGCAGGAAGUGUAAAACCUCCAGACGAGUCCGCAGAUGAUUCUACAGGAGACCAAGGGCCUUCCUCAGAUGUCGGGAGCGCCACUCAGCUGAGGUCUCCUGUAGCACCGGUGAUGACUCUGCCAAAUCCUGCUAUGAUGCAGGGACCCAGACCGGGUAUGCCACCUCUACAGCCUCCUCCUGGCAUGCCAAAUCCUCACCUACCUCCGUUCCUCUCACCUCCAAACCUGCCACACAUCCCUCCGCAAAUGAUGCCCAGAGGACCCAUGUUUCCAUCAGACAGAUUCAGAAUGCCCAUGCCCUUCCCUCCUCGUGGUCCUCCUUUCCAUCGACACCCUUCUAUGGGACCAGAGGGCAUGGAUGAAAGGGAAGGGAGGCACUUCCGUAAUGGGAGGCCAGGGUUUGGGUGCCCACCCUUUCACAGAGGGAGGUGGUAGAGGUCUGCUGAGAGAUGAACCUGAAGGCGGAGGUCGGUGAACCACUGUGACAGAUUCUAAUGAAGGACAUCUGGUUCAAGAAGGACAACUGUAAACAAAUGGUGGUGAAGAAACCUCUGUUAAGACUUGUCACACCACCACAACCUUUUCUUUGUCAGAUACUGAAAAAACAAGACACUGUGUUCUGAAUGUGGUCCAUGCUCCUUUAAAUUCACCAAACAAGAGACAUUUUCCUGUACAUACUGUUGUUGCUUGUAGCUGUUUGCUAUCUUUUUGUAUAUUUAAAAUUGUGUAGUUUAUGCUUAAGUCCAAUCUUGGUAGGUGCAGAUAUAAACAAAGGCAAUGUCUGUAUUUUUGAGAAAAUUAGUUUUUGCGUAUGAAAGAAGACUGUAAAAAUGUAUAAUACCGUUUGUUGGUAUUUUGUUUUUCGUAAAAAUGCCUUUGUACCACACUGAAAUGUAACUCCUCACCAGAGAACCUUGAUUUCAUUUGAAGAUUUCAUGUCCUGCCAGUAGAGGGUAGAGUAAACUCUGUUUCCAUGGCCAACCUCUGUUGUACAUUAAGGUCACACCUUGUAGGAACAUGUGGAGUGAAUAUUAAAAAGAGGUACUACCAUUUCA
Molecule: messenger RNA, 3085 nt
Organism: Amphiprion ocellaris (clown anemonefish)
Lineage: Eukaryota; Metazoa; Chordata; Actinopteri; Pomacentridae
Product: SR-related and CTD-associated factor 4-like
Exons: 18
Coding region: 201-2465 (754 amino acids)
Biological process (GO): negative regulation of termination of RNA polymerase II transcription, poly(A)-coupled
Cellular component (GO): nucleus
Molecular function (GO): RNA binding; RNA polymerase II C-terminal domain phosphoserine binding
Source: RefSeq, a predicted model, not a curated record